Chionomys nivalis (European snow vole) is the source of this 8030-nucleotide messenger RNA. RefSeq names its product transmembrane protein 132B (gene Tmem132b). Lineage: Eukaryota; Metazoa; Chordata; Mammalia; Rodentia; Cricetidae. The coding region runs from base 228 to 3464 and encodes 1078 amino acids. The transcript has 9 exons. The record is from RefSeq and is a predicted model, not a curated record.
GGGGCGGCCGGCAGCUGGCGCUGGCCGAGGCGGCGGCGGGAUGGGACGCGCGCUGGGGCGCAGGAGCCGCGGCGCCGGCGGGGGCCGCGCAACUCCGGCCAAGUGCAGGGCGGGCGCGCGCUGAGCCCGGGCGCCGUCUGCAGCCGGCGGCCGAGCGCGGAGCCGAGAGGUGCGGGAGGCGGCGGCGCAGGAGCUAGCGGAGCCCCGCGCUGGCUCCCGGGAGGACCAUGCGGGCCCCGGCCGCGUCGCUCCGGCUGCUGCUGGCGCUGAGCGCGCUCCGCUGCUCAGAGAGCACGGGUCGAGGCGUUGCAGACAACCUGCAGAAGUUCUCUUCGCUGCCUGCCUAUCUCCCAGCCAGCUUCCACGUCUCUGACGCAGAAGAGGCAUUCUUCCUCAAGGAGGCCAACCAGGACCUCAUGCGCAACGCCAGCCUGCAGGCCCGAUCCGCCACACUCUUCAUCCACCGAGCCCAGAGCCCUCCCGCCAUCAAUGCCAGCUACGGCCCCUUCUCUGUGGAGAAGACAGUGCCCUGGGACUUCCUGCUCACGCCCACCCCUUUUGGAAACAUGGAGAGGUUCCCUUUCAACUGGAGGCUCAAAUCCCACAUCCUCGACAGUUCCAUCUUUUCCAACAGACCCAAAGUGCAGACACUGUUCUAUGUCACUGGCAUGGGCUGGGACUACAGUGACCCUGGGGAUGAUCUCCCCUGUGUCAAGAUGUUUGCUUUCCCAGAGGCCAGGGAGGUGGCGGCCAGCUGCAGGCUGCAGGGGGCCCCUGGGCUGUGUGUGGCAGAACUGGAGCUCUUGCCUGAGUGGUUCAGCUCUGGCCUGGAUCUGGAACCCGAGGAGGAGAUCCCGGCACUGCUGGGUGGCACGGCCAUGGAACUCUUCUUUGCGCUUUAUCCAGCCAACGAGGCUGGUCAGUGCCCGCUGGAGGAGGAGGGCAAGUGGGAAAACAACAUCCACUCAGAACAGGAGGAGCCUCAGCAGGUGCUCCCUGCCCGGGAGAGGAUCGGCAGUGUGGUGGUCUACCCUACACAGGACGACCUGCGGUGGUCCUUGGUGAGCCUGGAUGACAAUGUCGCUCUCUCCAUUCCUCUGAACCUCAUCCGAGAAGGGGACACGGCUACCUUUUUGGUCUCCCUGACCAGUGGCUCUGUGGCAGACCAGUUCACUCUUCGAAUCAAGGCGGCUGCGGGCGUGAAGAUAACGGCAGUGCGGGUGAGCAACGAGAACCAGUGGGCGGUGCAGGAGGACAUUGAGCAGGAUGGUACACAGACCACGGCAGCCCUGUCCUGCGUAGGACACCACCUGGAGAAACAGAGCAGGGCAAACGGCUCCUACUAUGAGAUUCUGCAAGUGGACUUUGGGGUUGACAACAGCAGUGGCCUGGCUGGGGCCCAGCAGAUCACCUGGCAGGUAGAAUAUCCGGUGGAAGACUCCACGAGCGAGCUCUUCGUCUCUGAGAUCUUCAUCAGCCAGACGACCUUCGUGGGCAUCGUCCCUGUCGCCAUGGACACAGAAGUUUUGAACACCGCCAUCCUCACCGGAAAGCCUGUCUCAGUUCCCGUCAAGGUCGUGGGGGUUCAGGAAGAUGGAUCUGUGGUGGAUGUGUUGGAGUCUGUGGAAUGCAGGUCGGCCGAUGAAGAUGUCGUGAAGGUCUCCAACACCUGCGAUGCCAUCUUUGUGAAUGGGAAGGAGAUGAAGAGCAAAGUGGGCACGAUCGUGAACUUCACCCACCAGCACUUCACCUCCCAGGUGGAGGUCACCGUCUGGGUGCCCCGCCUGCCGCUGCAGAUAGAGAUCUCAGACACAGAGCUGAGCCAGAUCAAGGGCUGGAGGAUCCCGGUGGCCUCCAACAGGAGGCCCACCCGGGAGAGUGAUGAUGAGGAAGAUGAAGAGAAGAAGGGACGAGGGUGCACCCUGCAGUACCAGCAUGCCCUGGUGCGAGUUCUCACCCAGUUUGUAGCCGAGUCACCUGACCUGGGUCAGCUGACCUACAUGCUGGGCCCUGACUGGCAGUUUGACAUCACCGACCUUGUAACCGACUUUGUGAAGGUGGAGGAACCGAAAAUUGCCCAGUUACAGGAUGGCAGGAUCCUGGCAGGGCGGGAGCCGGGCAUCACUACUGUGCAGGUCCUCUCGCCUCUCUCUGACUCCAUCCUGGCUGAGAAGACAGUUAUCGUCCUGGAUGACCGUGUCACCAUCACAGAACUGGGUGUGCAACUGGUGGCUGGCUUGUCCCUUUCCCUGCAGCCUCACAGAGCAGACAAGAGGGCCAUCAUCUCUACGGUGGCUGCUCAGGAUGUUCUCCAAGCCCCACAGCAGGAAGCCAUAGUCAGUUCCUGGAUUUUGUUCAGUGAUGGCUCAGUAACACCUUUAGACAUUUAUGAUCCCAAGGAUUUCUCACUGACCGUUUCCUCCUUGGAUGAAAUGGUGGUGUCCGUCCAGCCAAACCUUCAGACCAGAUGGCCAAUCAUAGUUGCCGAGGGGGAAGGACAAGGGCCCCUGAUCAAGCUAGAAAUGUCAAUCAGCGAAUCUUGUCAGAAGAACAAGAGGAAGAGUACUCUCGCAGUGGGUAAAGGGAGUGUCAGGGUCAGAUUUGAACCUGGGAUGCAUGAGCAGCAAGGAGGCAGCAAUGACAUCGAGGGCAUAAACCGGGAAUACAAAGGCCACCUCAGCAAUUCCAUAGAGCGUGAGGGAAGCCAGGAGCGAGCCGCCCAGGAGUGGUUCCAACAUGGUGCACCAGUUGGCCACGAGGACAGGACCAACAAAAGCACAACCCCACAGGCUCCCAUGGGAGGAAAGCUGCUCAAAGGCGGAGCGGAUGCCUUCACAAGCUUCCCCACUCAGGGGAAGUUACCAGAAUCCAAUAACCCUGGCGACCUCACAAUGACCUCCAGGGGCUUAACAGAUUUGGAGAUUGGCAUGUAUGCCCUGCUCUGUGUCUUCUGUCUGGCCAUCUUGGUCUUCCUGAUCAACUGCGUGGCCUUUGCUUGGAAGUAUAGACACAAAAGGUUUGCAGUCAGUGAGCAAGGCAACAUUCCCCAUUCCCACGACUGGGUCUGGCUUGGGAAUGAGGUAGAACUUCUGGAGAACCCCGUGGACAUCACUCUCCCCUCGGAGGAGUGUACGACCAUGCUUGACAGGGGCCUGCAGUUCGAGGAGAGGAACUUCCUGCUGAAUGGCAGUUCCCAGAAGACUUUUCACAGUCAGCUGCUUAGACCUCCUGACUAUGUGUACGAGAAGGAGCUGAAAAAUGAACCCAUGAGUUCUUCCGGCCCCAAGAGGAAGAGAGUCAAGUUUACUUCCUACACCACCAUCCUCCCUGAGGAUGGGGGCCCAUACACCAACUCCAUCCUGUUUGACAGUGAUGACAGCAUUAAGUGGGUCUGCCAGGAUAUGGGGCUGGGGGACUCGCAGGACUUCAGAGACUACAUGGAAAGACUACAGGACCAGAUGUAAAGACCUUUCUUAUGUUUGUAUUCACCUUAUGCCUUCUGUUUUCUGGACGGUGGAGCAGUGGGUCUGAUGAGCAAUAGGGGGUGACUCCAUAAAGUGUCAGGGUGGGGGGUCUGGAGGGAUCCCUCUCGGAGUGGAUACCAGCAGUCUAGAGAACCAGGGCUCCAGCUGGGCGAUGUCUACUACACGGUGGCUCCCAGGGAUGGGAGUCACCCAGAGGCAGCAGCCUAGCAGUAGGCACAACCCCACAGACACUGUGAGUCACCUCAUGACCAAUGGCCGUGUGUAAUUAGGAAUGUUCCGGAUGGUGGUUUUUCUAUUCCUAGCCCUUUUAAAGCACAGUGGACGCUCAUUGAGCGUGGCCUAAGUUCGAAUCUCCGUGGCGGAAGAUUGACUGAAUGUAGCUUCCUUAGUUGUCGGGAGUGAGGCUCAUUAUUUUUAUAUACAUUUGGACUUGUACCUAUUCUUUUGACCUUACAUUUUUUGAGGGGGAGGGGUUGUUUCAGAAACACAUAAAGGAGAAGUAUAUCUGAUGUUCUUCCUGUGAGUUUUAUUCUGUGGGGCUCAUCAUGUCCUGCCAUUUCUGGGUCUUCACACAGGAUGUCAUUUCUUUUAAAGACUUUGUUGCUGGGGACAGUGUUUAAGUGACAUAUCCUCAUGCUUUAUGUCCUUCUUCUUGCCAUUGGACAUUCUUAUAUAUCUCAGUGGCAGAGGUCUCACUGAAGACACAGAAGAGAGAACUUUUUGUUUCCUUUUUUCUAUAUGAAGUUUAACAAAUUUGGAGAAAGUUGUGUCACAAACACUUGUUUUCAUUGUCAGCUUGUUAGUUAUUUCCAGAUCUCCUGGGGGUGCAGUUCUGAGGGCAGAGAGACUCCAACAUCACAGUAUGGAUAUAAGUCCUUUGUGCUCAACACAGUGUAUUAUUCAAACUAAACUAAAAGGCAGGAUUGAAGGGCUGGAGAAAUGGCUUGGUGGUUAUGAGCACUUGCUGCUCUUGUACAGGACCUGGAGUUCAGAUCACAGCACCCACAUGGUGGCCCACAACCCUUUCUAACUCCAGAUCCAUGGAAUCUGAUGCCCUCUUCUGGCCUCGGUGGGUACUGCACUCAUGUGUGCGCACACAGACACACAUACACAUAACUUGAAAAAAAACCCAAAUCUUUUAAAAAGUGGGAUUGAUCUACAUAACAAAGACAUGAAGAAACAGCUUCAUAUUCAACUCUCGACGUUGCAGAUUAAAAUAAAACAAAACAAACAAACCAAUAUUCCAAGUUAGCAAUAUAUAGAAGUCAUUCAUACAAGGACUGAAAGAAAAACCACCCUCAUUUGUCAUUUUGGCAGAGAAGAAACCAUCUCAGGCAUCUUUUGGUAGAGAAAGCAAUGGUUUUUCCAAAUCCAUAACUAUACAUCAUGAAUGUCCCAGAGCCCAAGAAUCAGCUGUUACAAACUAUGUUAUUAAAUCAAAGAUGCAAGAGAAAAAAAGAUUUUUUGUAUAAUUUUCAAUAAAAGCGCUAUUUACAAGCAUCAUGAAGUCCCAAGAAAGGCAGAGAUUUUGGCUUGGCAAAUAUGACAUUUUUGUUUAUCACAAUGAUGUAACUAGAAAACCAGACAUUUGACUAGUAUGCCUCAUUGUGAACUCACCUCGUCAUGGUCAGCUCUCAACAAUGGGAUUUUUCAAAGGCCCCAAGCAGGAAGCACACGCAGAAGGCCACUGAUAUCAAAGGGCUGCUGUCUGAGCCUCUCAGAGGAGAUGUUUUCAACCCUCUGCUCUCAUUUUGCGUAUGUGCAGGCUGGAAAUAUGGCAGCCUUCCCUCCCCUAGCCAUGACUGGACAGCUAAGACUUUCUCCCUGCCUCUCCCACUCCCCACACUGCAGUGUGUGUUGACAAACAGGCUUGGGCAUGCAGGCCACGUGCUUCAGAACUGUGCUCGCUUGCUUCUGUGUUUAGAAUGGCUCUAAGAACUGAAACUGCUGGGGUCCCUGAAACCUUUGACUAGAGAAUGAAGCCAGGAGAGGAAGGUAUAGCACAAGCUUGGUUCACAUCUGCAGCUGCUUAGAGCGCUCUAGUUAGCCGCCUGCUUCUAGAAAGGUUGGGGCGGGGGUGGGUAGCCCCAAACCACUUGGGCAGGGCAGCAGAAUUCCAGAUAAGUGCAGCUCUUUGUAUGAGCUGUUUUCGAUCCUAUCUCCCGUCACAGAAAUAGUGGGAACCAAUAGUGAGGUACCCCCUGGAAGCAGGGACAGACAAAGAAGCCUGCCUACUCUUGAUUAGCUGGAGCCUUGGGCUUGCCUAUAGCUUAUCAGGAAAUUAGCAUGGGCAGCACAAGUAAGGACUUCCUGUGAUUGACAGACGAAGUGGGCGGGGAGGAGCUGACCAUGGUUCUGAAGAUGCCUCUGUAGGCCUCUUAGACACUCAGAGAAUUGGCCUCAGUGCACAUUUCAGUGUGUCUUUGUGUUAGGAAACCACCACUUCAAAUCAAAGCCAAGUGGCAGGUCCUGAGGGAGACGACCCUUUUAAUAUGUGACACACAGUUACGUACAUACAGACACAACGUGAACACAUGUGUCCACAUCUCUGUGUGUGUGGAUACCAAGGAGUCACGGACUCAGUCGCUUGGUGGGAAUCAAAAGAGCCUGUCAGUCAUUCUCAGAUUCGGCUUGGGCAGAAUGCAGCAUCACAGCGUCCUGGCAGCAUCUUACGCUCUAAAGAUCUCCUGCGGCUCAUAAUCUGUGGUUAUCUCACCUGAUUUUCUACCAAGUCAGCUAUGAUGUUUGUGCUAGCCCCUAAAAAACCUGAACUAGAAUCGGGGAGAUGGCGUAAAUCAUCAAGCCUUAAAAUCCAGUUUCCCAGGGCCAUGAAUUGGCCUGGACUUCGGUUUUCAUGGUUGAGAUAUCCAAAUUAUAACUCUUGAUAUAUUUAUUUCAUAUAUAUUUAUGGUUAUUUAACCUAGCCAGACAUACUUUAUCAAGUCCCUUGCUCUGCCACAAGAAUGAUGUCUAUAUGUUCAGAUUCAUCCUGGGGAAGUCAGGAGAGAGCAACAGGCUGUAGGUUCUCUGACCACACAGAGAGAGGUUGAGACACGGGAUGGACAAAAGUAGUGUGACCCAGGACAUUCAGACAAUGGUGUUACUGUCUUCAAGAUCUGUCUGUGGUGCUUUUGGGAUCAAGGCAUAGGGACUCAAGAGGCAGGUGCCACACCAAAGAGCUGGAGCUGAAUGGCAGGUGUACCGGGUUUAAGAGACUCAUUAAUACAGUGGGAGCUUUGGCCAGAAAGCAGCAUCUAACUAAUGUUAAAAAACUGUCUGGCAUGCGUGUCAGGGUACAGCCCCAGACUGUGGCAAUUCUUAGCUGUCUAGGCAGAACGUUUCUAUUUAUAGACAUGAAUACAACCAAGACAUGCAUUGGUUUUAUUUUACCCCGUGGCCACACCUAUGGAUGGAAGUAAUUUGUAACUCAUUUAAGGUUUAGGAAGUCCCCUUUGGGUAUUCUGAUCAACAUUUUUCUGUCUCACUCUUCUUGGGGCUGGAGAGAGAGAAAGAAAGAAUUCAGUCUGUAAACUUUGCUGCAUAAGUCUAAGGGCUGGAAUUCGAGCCCCCCAGAACCCACAUAAAAAUCCAGGUGUGGUAGUGUAUGCUUAUAAUCCCAGCAUGAGAGAGGUGGGGACAGAUAGGCACCUGAGGCUUUCUUUUCAGUCAGCCUUGCCUAAUAGGCAAGUUCCAGAUCACAGUCAGAGACCCUGUCUCAACACGAAGGUGGGUGAUGCCUGAGGAGUAUCAUCUGAAGGUCUAUACAUGUGAUUCCAUGCGUUCAUGCACACGUGCACACACACGUGCACGAACGCACACAUACAAAAAAGAGAGAAAGAAAGGAAAAAGAGAUAAAAAGAAAGGGUUGACACCACAGUGAAGCUGUGUCUAUCAAUGAGGAGUUCCCUGGUCCCCUACAGUGACCACAGGCAGUAUUUUCAAAUCCUAUCUUCAGCCCAUUGGGUUUUCUACUCUGGUCAUCUAAAGAGAGUCACGUUUCUCCAUCCAGGUCUCUGUAAAUGAUGCCACAGAUGGCUUAUGAAUCGCACCUUUCUCCUCCAUCAAAACCAUAUUUGUAUAAUGUAAUGCAUCUCAUCUGUCCCAUAGAGGGUGGAUGGUGGGACAAAGUUUUGCUGAAAUACAGACAGCAGAUAUUUUUGUAUGUAAUAUAGGCAAUAUAAUGAAACUGUGAACGGUGUAUUGGAAUAAAUACAUUUAAAAAUAAAAGCAUGUGAAACUUUAGCCUUUAAGUGUACAGACAUCCAGCUCAACAAUAUUUAAAUGGAUGAUGGGAAGACCAUUGGGGCCUGACAUUGACAAAUACACCCAGUUAGGAAUUCUGACCCAGAAAGGAGAUUGUGGCUCAUGCUGGGAUUGUUGAUGGAAUCUUCCAGAACAUUUUGAUCUUACUCUUCAUUACUUUCUGAAUUUUUUCCUCCCCCUCCCUUUACUGGAAAUAUUUCAGAAAUAAAGUGACUUCAUUUUUCAGCAUAAAGGUAUAUUCUAACCACAGGGUAACACCAUUUUUAACAUGGAAAUAAACAU